This is a messenger RNA of Dermochelys coriacea (leatherback sea turtle), 2614 nucleotides long. RefSeq names its product dnaJ homolog subfamily A member 1-like. The record is from RefSeq and is a predicted model, not a curated record. Gene Ontology annotation, biological process: protein refolding; response to heat. Gene Ontology annotation, cellular component: cytosol; cytoplasm. Bases 135 to 1349 code for a protein of 404 amino acids. Lineage: Eukaryota; Metazoa; Chordata; Testudines; Dermochelyidae. Gene Ontology annotation, molecular function: Hsp70 protein binding; ATP binding. The transcript has 8 exons.
GCUAAUAGGGGCUGAGUGGGAGGAGGAGAGGACUUCAUGCUAAACCCCUGAAAGAAGGCUUGGCUGGGGCCAGAGGACAGCCAGAGACUGCUGCAUGCUAGAGUUUCCUUGGGGCAGCACAUCAGAGGGGAAAGAUGGUGAAAGAAACGGGCUACUACGACCUCUUGGGCGUCAAGCCAGGCGCCACCUUGGACGAGAUCAAGCGAGCGUACCGGCGGCUGGCGCUGAAGUACCAUCCCGACAAGAACCCCAGCGAAGGAGAGCGGUUCAAACAGAUCUCGCAAGCCUACGAGGUGCUGUCCGACACCCAAAAGAGGGCACUGUAUGACCGGGGCGGGGAGCGGGCCAUGAAAGAAGGCUGCAUGGGAGGUCGAGGAGGAUUUGGGUCCCCGAUGGACAUAUUCAACAUGUUCUUCGGAGGAGGGGUGCGGAUGCCUGGCCGGCCGGAGCGGAGAGGAAAGACAGUGGUGCAUCCACUCUCGGUGACCCUGGAAGAUCUGUACCACGGCACCACCCGAAAGCUGUCCCUGCAGAAGAACAUCAUCUGCAGCAAAUGCAAUGGCUGCGGGGUCCGGGAAGGCGUCGACAGCAGGUGCCCCAAGUGCCAUGGCACUGGCGUAGAGUUUCACGUCCACCAGUUGGGGCCCAGCAUGAUCCAGCAGAUCCAGACCAUGUGCUCACAGUGCCAGGGCCAAGGCGAGUGGGUCCGGCCCCUCGAUCGCUGCCUGACCUGCAACGGCAGACGGGUGGUGCGGGAGAAGAAGAUCCUGAAUGUCCACCUGGACAGAGGCAUGCAGGAUGGGCAGAGGAUCACAUUCCAUGAGGAAGGGGACCAGGUGCCCGGCCUAGAGCCUGGGGACGUGGUCAUCGUCCUGGAUCAGAAGGAGCACCCUGUCUUUCAGCGCAUUGGCAACAACCUGGUCCUUCGAAAAGAAAUCAGCCUGGUGGACGCUCUCUGCGGCUUCAGGCAAGUUGUCCAUACUCUGGACAACAGGACCCUGCUUGUCUCCUCACAGCGCGGUGACGUCAUCCGGCCGGGAUCCGUGAAGUGCGUCCCCAAUGAGGGCAUGCCUGUCUACAGAAGCCCCUCCCAGAAGGGCCGGCUCAUCAUACACUUCCAGGUGAGAUUCCCAGAGUCAGGCUGGCUCUCCCCCGACCGUCUCCGCCAGCUCCGCACUUUCUUCCCACCCCAAGAAGAGGUCAUGGCGACGGAGGACAUGAAGGAAGUGGAACUGAGCGACUACUUCUCCCAGCCGGGACAUUGGUGGCAGCCCCACGCCGGCGAGGCCUACCACGAAGACGACUUCGAGGAGGCCUCACGCCCGCACGUCCAGUGCCACACGUCGUAGCCCCCCGGGCGGCCUCCCCCGCCCUGGAGCAGGGUGGGGGGGGUAGGCGAGGGGGGCGGUUCGGAAGGUCGUGCAGUUCAGGGAUGUAAAUAGUAAAUGCUGCCAGCGGUCCAGUUCGGCAGAACUAGUGUAGCUCCGGCCUAGCUCGGUCGGUCCCCCGGGGGGGGCGCCACUGAGCUCCUGCGGCGGGAGGAGGCUCAGCAUGGGAGUUCCUUGCAUCCCACGUCCUGCCAGCACGUACUCGAGGGCUUAGGAUCCAGCUCACAAUAGUUGCUGCCUCUGAGGAGCAUAGUGGUGUAAAAGGGUCCCGGGGCACAAGGCAUCAGGAUCAAUGUCUACAGGGAUCAUUCACAGCUGUCGCUCUCGGGGCCUGAAUCUCAUUCACACCGAAGCCUCUUUAGGCCACAAUAAGGAGGCCAUAAAGUGGGAGUAACUGUACCCCGGGCCCACGGGCGGGCCCUUUUUGUGCUGCCGGAGUGGCAUCAAAGAACCUUAGUGUCCUCGAGAAUCAGGUCCUUGGGUUUAAACCCCUUCCAAAUUCUCCACUCAGCCCCAUGGGAAACUGACUGGCUCUAGUCAACGUGCCAUUUUUGCACUAAAGCUUCGUGCAGUUUCGCGACCUGCCCCGGGAGUUUUGUUCCUUCCUCUGCUUUGGGUGGACUGUCCGGCUUCCCCGCCUGAGCUGCGAAGACGCGCGCGCUCGCUCUAGAGAUCUUCUGUUGCACAUUUAAGCGAAAGGGGCUGUUUUCCCGGGGAGGGAAUAACAGGGACUUAUUAAACAAAGCCACUUUUCCUCCGCUAGGACAACGCCAGCAGCUUCGCAAAGACACGUCUGUCCACUUGGGUUUUCCAUUGCCUCGCGUUCCCUUAGCGAGUAACCGAAUGUGGAAAGAAUUCUGAGGAGUCCGUGGCACUUAGCUACGAAUAAUCCUGAACCUGGAAUCAGAUCUGCCCGGUAGGAGGUUUAGGGGCCAAGAUCUAGUAUGAGGAGCCUGGCUCUGCUUCGCAGAUCUCUACUGCCGAUCCUGUCGGUAGCACUGAAAUCCCAGGGCUUGAUUCCCAGUUGCCCUGCCCUGUUGUUGUUUACACUAGCGCAUAGUUGGUGCAAAAUGCUACUGGAUCAGAACCGGUGUAAACUAGUGCACCAGGCAUAGGGCAAUGAAGAAUCAGUCCUGCCCGCAGGCGUUUGGGGCUUGUAGUGCCAUCUACUGGUAGUCCUGAGCUAUGCGCUAUCCCAGAAUAAAGCAUCGCUCAGCUGUUUCUUU